AGGAAAGAAUAGAGACAACAUUAAACAAGUAACAAACACACACAGACACAGUUGUCUCCCUUUCGAUCCAUUGGAACUUCCAAAGAGCCUUUAAUCAGAACUCCAUCAACGUUCUUCUUCCAAAGAAGAAGACGAAGAAGAAGAAGAAAAGCAAACUCCAUCAACGUUCUUGGGAGUACGCAACACAGCACAAAACCCCUUCGCAAAAUUCACCAAUAGAUCUACUCCUAACACCACAAAGUUCCUUCUUUUCCCUCUUCCAUUGCAGAAUCUCCUUCAUUCACUUCAUGGAUGUGCGGUUGUUGAUAGUGUAUAAAGCUUGAGGAGAUUUGCUGCUGAGAAGCAUGGCUGACAUAGCAGGUUUACUUGAGGCAGCAGGAUCAAGGUUCAGUGCAUUGGAGCUUAUUGGGCAGGGAUCAUUUGGUGAUGUCUAUAAAGGGUUUGACAGAGAGCUUAACAAAGAAGUUGCUAUCAAAGUAAUUGAUUUGGAAGAAUCGGAGGAUGAAAUUGAUGAUAUUCAGAAGGAAAUUUCUGUUCUGUCACAAUGCCGAUCUCCAUACAUCACUGAGUACUAUGGUUCCUAUCUCAAUCAAACUAAACUCUGGAUAAUAAUGGAAUACAUGGCUGGCGGCUCUGUCGCUGAUCUACUUCAAUCCGGUCCUCCACUGGAUGAAACAUCCAUUGCUUGCAUUCUACGUGACUUGCUACAUGCAAUUGAUUACCUACAUACUGAAGGAAAAAUUCAUAGAGACAUUAAAGCUGCAAACAUUUUAUUGACCGAGAAUGGUGAUGUAAAGGUUGCAGAUUUUGGUGUUUCUGCGCAGCUCACGAGGACCAUUUCAAGGAGAAAGACAUUUGUAGGAACACCUUUCUGGAUGGCACCAGAGGUUAUUCAGAAUUCCGAAGGAUAUAAUGAGAAGGCAGAUAUCUGGUCUAUGGGGAUCACUGCAAUUGAGAUGGCAAAAGGGGAGCCUCCACUUGCCGAUCUUCAUCCCAUGAGAGUGCUUUUUAUCAUACCUCGAGAGAAUCCUCCGCAGUUAGAUGAGCAUUUUUCUCGUCCCCUGAAAGAGUUCGUUUCAUUGUGUUUGAAGAAGGUUCCUGCUGAGAGGCCAAGUGCUAAGGAACUUCUCAAACACCGUCUUAUUCGGAAUGCUAGGAAGAGUCCAAAGCUUGCAGAAAGAAUAAGGGAGCGUCCAAAGUACCACAUAAAGGAUGAUCCAGGGGCGGAUGAUCCGGGGACUGUUAAAAAGGUCCCAAGAGGGAUGGGUGAGGCUUCUGAUACUAUGAAGGUGUCUAGAGAUGUUAGAGCUGAAGAAACUAGUAGAACCAGUGGUCAGGGUCAAACUGUAAAAAGUGCUGGAUGGGACUUCAACAUUGGUGGAUCACAAGGCACUGUUCGUAGCGGUACUGUUCGUAGUGUAGCACGACCACCUGUUUCACAAAAUCAGGUUACCCAAAGAAAAGCUCCGGAGAGUGGCUAUCAAGGGGGAACUGUGAGUAGAAGUGCACUAAACGAGUCAGUUGAAAGUUCACUCGGAAAGGAUCUUAGAGUUACAUAUCAUGAUGAGGAUCCGGAUGAUCAUCUUGAAGAUGAUGAAGGGAAUGGAUCAGGAACUGUCGUUAUUCGAUCUCCAAAAGCAUCAAGGCCAUCAGUAGUUCGUGGCCAAAGCUCCCAGUCUAGCAGCAGCUAUGCUUCUCUUGAAGAUGCUUCUACCAGUGGAACUGUUGUCUUGCGUAACCAGAACGAUGAUUCUGAUUCUUCACAAACACCUAGGUCCCGCAAGGGACUUAACGACAGAAAUUCUAUUACUUCACUGGAAGAUAGUGCUGCAAAUCUUGCUGAGGCAAAGGCUGCUAUCCUAAGGAAAGCAAAUGCUAAAGAGAGAAAAUUCAACAAUAUACAAGAAAGCAAGAGAGACCAAAUGGCAGGCAGUUCUGAUUCUUCAAGAUCACAUCAUGAAUACCAUGAUCCUCAAAAGGGCAUGUCAAGAUCACAAUAUGCCAGUGAUGAUGAAGAGAGUGCUAAAGUUAUGUCAUCCUCUGUGCCAUUAUCAGUUUUGCUCGCUCCUUCACUAAAAGAGACCAUUGCUAAUGAUCCAGAAGGGGCAAUCGUGCGAGCGGUUAUCAGUUCUCUCGUAAACAUGGAGGGCACAAGGCCAAGAUCCUGCGAUGUUCUUGUCAGAAAGUUGCUUCAGCGGUUGGCAAGUUCAAAGGAAGAUUCAUUGAAGGACCUGCAGGAACUAGCAGGCCAACUAUUCAGCAAGACCAAGGGAACCGGAGACACGCGAAACACCGAAGCCGAUAGCCGGAGGAAACAACAGAACAAGGACAUCCAUCAAAAUAGCAAUUUGAGCCCACUAGCCAGAUUUCUUCUCUCAAGAUGGCAGGGUCAAAGCUCACGUGAUCUAAACCAAUCUUGAGGAGAGUUAUUACAAAUUAUAUUGUGUUUCAACUCGCUGUUUAUGCAUUUAUUCUAAUUAAAAUGUACAUAUAUCAUUGUAACAAAUUGUUCCCCCCCCCCCCCCCCCCCUUUUUCUAUUUAUUAUUAUUAUUGUUAUAGAAAAAGUUUUGUCUUCUAGUCAUAAUUACUUCAAAGCUGUAUAAUUGGAGGGUUUUCUUAGGUACAUCCAAAUUGUAACUGACUAAUAUGUCUAUUGCAUUUUGGGAUAAUAAUCCAAUACCUUUUAUUCUUUUUCA
Molecule: messenger RNA, 2697 nt
Organism: Arachis stenosperma
Lineage: Eukaryota; Viridiplantae; Streptophyta; Magnoliopsida; Fabales; Fabaceae
Exons: 21
Coding region: 345-2420 (691 amino acids)
Biological process (GO): protein phosphorylation
Molecular function (GO): ATP binding; protein kinase activity
Source: RefSeq, a predicted model, not a curated record